Messenger RNA from Aureobasidium pullulans EXF-150, 3614 nucleotides. Its product is annotated as TRP-domain-containing protein. The transcript is spliced from 4 exons. Gene Ontology annotation, biological process: fungal-type cell wall biogenesis; transmembrane transport. Bases 393 to 3350 code for a protein of 985 amino acids. Lineage: Eukaryota; Fungi; Ascomycota; Dothideomycetes; Dothideales; Saccotheciaceae. The record is from RefSeq and is a predicted model, not a curated record.
UGCUUUACAGCAGUCCAUUUCUGCUUGUCUUUGUCCAAGUACUUGGCCAUAUUCUCAUCCUUCCACAUACAACUACCCGUCCGCCCAGUUCUCGCAUCCUCUCGUUUCGACGGCCUCUGCUCUGGACUUUGGGAGCAUUCGCAACAUGACUUGAGUCUCCACCUCUCUACAGCCCCGUAUCGCAACACGCUCUAGUCUUCACCAGCCACCUUCGCUUCCAAGAGAGCAGCCACCUCGGACAACACGAUACUACUACACCAUAUCGACGCCCAACCGUCUCUCGAUCUUCGUCUUCAGCUUCGCUACGGCUGGAUCGACUAGGCUUGUGAUCGUUGCCCAAGACCCUUAUCUCACACUGAUCCUCGACCUUUUCAACUUUCACAACUUUCGCUAUGGUCGCCUCGCGACUACUGGCUCUGGCCAUCACACUUCUAGCUGCCAUACAACCUGCAAUAGCUGCUAGCAGCAGUAGUACUCGCUAUGUUACAACCACGAAUGCCGACGGCCAGACCGUCUAUUUACCAGAUGAUCGACGACCAUCACUCUAUACCGGACGAUUCGGAGAUUGCAAGGGUUCGAGUGCUGUCAAUGUCACUCGCUUCGAUGCUGCGUAUUACAAAGACAAUAUGACCGUGCUGUUCCAUUUGGCAGGCAACACGGCCAUUGCUAAUGAGAGCUUGAUGAUGUACAUUGGUGUCUAUGCGUACGGAGAAGGUCGUUUUGAUCUAACCUUUGAUCCGUGCAGUGCUAAUAUUGGAAGCUUGUGUCCGCUGAACGCAAGUAUUCCCAUCGAGGCCAACGGCAUCAUUCCUGUCGCUCAAUCCGAUGUCGCUGCUAUUCCUCCGAUCGCUCUUUCCAUUCCAGACUUUGAAGGCGAGGCCAUUCUCCGUAUCUUUGCCAACUCGACCCAAGCCGAAAUUGGCUGUUACUCGGCUGUCGUUACCAAUGGCGCUUCUUUCUCACAGCCCAAGUCUGUUGGAUCAGUGCUCGGGGCCUUCGCCCUCAUCGCACUAAUUGCUUCUUUUGCAACGGCCGUCUAUGGCGAUAGUGUGCCUGUUAUGCGCAAGCACUAUGCCCACUCGCUUUCUGUAUUGGUCGUCUUCUCUGUCUUUCAACAUGUCUACUUUACUGGAGCUCUUUCUAUGAACUGGCCCAGUGUUCUCGUUGCAUGGUGGAGCAACUUUGCCUGGUCAGCAGGCAUGAUCCAUUCCAGCUCGAUGCAACGCUCCAUUGACAAGCUCAUCGGUAACAACAUCGGCAACACUUCACAUGUCGGUGCUGCGGGUUCCGGAACCAACCAGGACGGUGUUGGAGGUGGCUUUGACAUUUCGUCAAUCUACAGAAGAAGCUUGUCUUUAAGAAGAGACCUUGCUUGGGACAUUUAUCAGCGCGAUCAUUCCAUCGAGCUGAAGCGUGAUGUCAUCUCGCGUGCCGUGGAGAACCAACUUCUCAGGAGAGAUCUUGCUAACAGCUCCACCGGAUUCACCUGGUAUGGCCAGCCAGUCCAAGCCGGUCUGCCUCUGCCUGGAAACUAUUCUGGAUUUGCUGGAACCCUGGCUCAAGAGAACAUUCGAGUCUCUAACGCAUUCAUGACUGGAUUCUUGUGGCUUCUAAUCCUUCUCGUCAUCCUUGUCGCUGCUGUUGUUGCUUUCAAGUGGGUUCUUGAAGCCUUCGUCGCCAUCAAGCUGAUGAAGAAUGAGCGUCUAACCUUCUUCCGACAACACUGGUUGGGAUACACUGCUCUAGUCGCCCUCAGGAUCCUCUUCAUCUCAUUCUUCAUGAUGAUGCUUCUCACCAUGUUUCAGUUCUCGUACCAGAGCUCUGGCGGUGUGAAAGCUGUUGCGGCCAUUGUGUUCAUUCUGUUCUUCGUUGGCAUCCCCGCAUGUGUCAUCUACGCCAUUCUUGCUGGGCGGGCCGUCCAAGGCCACACGCCCAAAUCCGAAUCGUCACCAGAGCAAAUCGAAGGAAGACAGCCACCUAAGUUCCUUGCAAAACUCGGUAUCAAGAAGCCCAUCACCAUGAAGAUGCCAUCUGUUUCACUGCGCCGCAAGGAAUCGCACGUUCAUGAGGACCAUACCUCUGUUCACGACAACGAAGAGUAUGUCAUGAGAUUUGGGUGGCUCGCUGCUCGCUUCCGCCGAACAAGAUGGUGGUUCUUCGCUGUUUGGACUCUUUACGAGUUCAUUCGAGCCUGCUUCUAUGCUGGUGCUUCUGGAUCGCCCAUGACUCAAGUCUUCGGGCUCCUAGUCGUUGAGUUCCUCUUCUUCGCGUUCAUUCUCUGGGCUAGGCCCUUCGAGGGUCAGCGUCUCAAUCUCCUUGUUGUCUACCUUCUUGGGUUCAGCAAAGUCGCCACCGUGGCGUUAUCUUCCGCUUUCAACAUCGCCUUCAAUCUGGAGCGCAUCACCACAACAGUCAUCGGCAUCGUCAUCAUCGUGAUUCAAGGAGUCUUGGUUAUUGUUACCAUGAUUGCUAUCCUCGUUGGUGCUUUCUCAUCGUACAUGUCAAUCACCCGCAAUCAUGAAGACUUCCGUCCGAGAAGAAUGGUAGGUGUUCGUGAGAAAUACUUCAAGCACCUCGAUCGUGUUGCAACAGACGUCCCUAGGCCGCCCAAGCCAGAGAAGGUCGAGGCAAUUCCCGAAGAGCCCAAAGGACCGUACUUUUCGGUCUCUCAAGUCCGUCGUGUGGCUAAGAUUGAGGAUGAGGAUCCAGACUUUGUCGCCGAGAUGGCAAUGCUUCAUCACGAAGAUGAUUUGGAAGCGGAUUCGCCACAUGCUUCGUACUCUGCACUGCCCAUGAGAUCACAAACACCUGGUAUGGAGGUUGGAGAGUCGUCGCAGACUCCCAUCCGCCGUGGUCGCGCGGCCAGCGGUGUGAGCUACAGAAGUACAAGUGGGAGCUACUCGAACCUGCCUCGUGGAGCCCGUCUACACCGACCUAGUUGGACCUCGCGCGACUUCUCUGAGACAAGAGAUGAUCGUUCGGGUACACCUAUCGACAUGACUAGGAAUGUGCCUGAGGACGAUGUCGCAUUUGCCACACCGACGAGGUCUGGCUCGCGUACGCCCAAGAGGAGAUCGGUGACAAUGCCAACUUCGACGCUCCCUCCCAUGCCCAUCGUGGAGAACAUGCAACUCGGUGGCGACUUUAGCACAAGGGAUGUUAUCGCAGACGUGCCCACGCCGACAAUCAGACCUCGUUCGGGGACCUUCAGCGGAAGCCGCAACAUCACACCCACGCCAGGAGAUAGGAAUUCGUUCCAUACCAGAUCGACUACGCUCGAUAUGCCAGCGCGAGACCAUAGGGGACCUUUGACGCCCGCAGUGGAGCACGAUGAGGAACUUUACCACUAAACACUGUUUUGUUUCUUUGUCUCACAUCAAAUACCCGCAACAAAUGUUGCAUCUCUCCUUCGGAAUUUUCAUCUUAGCAUUGCAUAUGGCGCUUGGGACUCGCUUUGUUUUGGAGGUCAAGGCGCUAUACCACAACACUCCUUCUUACCUUUUUGCUCUCUUUGUUCAUAACGAAUGCACAUGAUAUAUACGACAUGAUAUAUAAUAGGACUCUGUUAGACAGAGGGGAAAUAACAAGUUCAGUAGACGCACGAAAUCACUAUC